AUGGAAAAAGACACGGGCCACUUUUGCUACGACCCAUAUCCCACAGUGUCAAAACAGAACACUAAUUCGUUGAAGAGAGAUGUUAGCAAAAAGAAGAAAGAAGAAAAGUCGUGUUGCUGUUUUGGGAAGAAGGCGAAAAAGAGGAGCAAGGCGUUCUUAGCGGGAUUAGCUACAAAUUUAGGAAUAUGUGUGCUACUCUUCGGCUACACUCUAAUAGGCUCCGUCAUUUUUCUAUCGAUCGAAGGUGGCAGUAGCUACCAGCACCAGCAAAUACUAGCCACAACCUCUCUUUCAACAAAUAUCAAUAGUAGCAGUAAGAAAUCUAAUCAUAGUGCCGAACUCAAAGCCAGGACGGAUGAAGCCAGAGCGAAAACCGUCGAAAAUAUUUGGGAUAUUACUGUUAGUUUAAAUAUAUUGUACAGGGAUAAUUGGACCAGAUUAGCUGCUCAAGAAAUCACUAGAUUUCAAGAGGAGUUGAUCAAAUCGAUGUCUGAAGAAAUAGCUUUACAACAGCCUCUGCAGGUCGUCAAAUAUGGAGGAAAGCAUGCUGCCGAUAAUUACGAAUGGAGUUUUGCUAAAGCGUUUCUCUACUCCUUGACUGUGUUAACUACCGUAGGUUAUGGAAGCAUCGCUCCAAGAACUUCCUUAGGCAAAGCUGUAACGAUGGGUUACGCAAUGAUAGGCAUUCCGUUAACGCUACUCUAUCUCUCCAGUGUGGGCUCCAUUUUGAGCAGAGUAGCCAGAGGAGUAUUCUCCAGAGCGUUAUGUUGUUGUCUUUGCUCAAACUGCGGAUACUGCUGUUACGACGAAAAAAGGAUGGCAGAAAAGGAGAAAAAAAUGAAAAGAAAGAGACAGCAAUUGGAGUUGCAGCAACAACUCGGUAUUCAAGAACCCUUUUACGUCCGUUCAAAUUCCAACUACAGCAACAAUUUGCAUUCCCCUUGCAGAGACGGUCCCGUAAAAGAGCUAGAUAGCUUGAGUGGGACCGACAACGAGUCUAAAUCGUCCAUGCAUGGAUGGUCGAUACUUGCGCCCAUUCUGUUAUGCCUUUGCAUGAUGUUUAUUUACAUAUGCAUCGGUACUUUCACCCUGUACAAAUUAGAAGACUGGAACUUACUGGAUGGCUUCUACUUCUGCUUCAUGAGCCUUACAACCAUUGGUUUCGGGGACAUGGUUCCCGGAUCUGAUCCGUUUCUGCAGUACGAAUCCAACACGACCAUUUGGUUUUGUUCCAUAUAUAUCAUGUCCGGUAUGGCGUUAACGGCCAUGUGUUUCAAUGUUGUCCAUGAUGAGAUUAUACACAG
Psylliodes chrysocephalus is the source of this 1304-nucleotide messenger RNA. The record is from the annotation of a GenBank genome assembly. NCBI's taxonomy places the organism in Eukaryota, Metazoa, Arthropoda, Insecta, Coleoptera, Chrysomelidae.